AUGUGUCUCACGUACAAUAUUGCAUUUUUGGGCUACCUCGAGCACCAUGAAAGUCCCAUAUCGGUCGCAGCCGCCGCCGGCGAAGCGCUCGCCGCCCAGAGCGGCAGUGUGGCGCUGACGCGACGCGAGCGCAGAGAAGCGGCGCUGCCCAGCACAGCCCAGCCCAGCCCGGCACGGCACCGCUCGGACCCACGGCGAGAGGCGCGCGCGCUACGCGACGCCACUGCCGGUCGCGUACCCUACCCUGCCCUGGCCCGAACCGAGGACCUCCGCUGGCAAAUUCUGCUGAACGGCUGCAUUGCGUGUCGAAGAAUUCUGCAUAACGCUGCCGCACGCCAUUUGCCGACACCACGGAGGGUAAGGACGAGACGACACGAGAGCUGCAAGACUGCAUUCUUCAUCUCCGGCGAUGAACAGAUCAAGUUUCCUACUGAUCUGAAAACUCUUCUCCAGCAGGUCAACUUAAGGAAGAAGAAACCAACAAAUCGUGCACACCGGACAGAAUUGAACGAGGAAAACCACUUCGUCUCAUCAAAGUCGGAGAUGCAGUCGAUAAAGUUUCUGCGGGUUCCUGAAGGAAGAUCUGCCGGGCGAAUCUAAACUCGAAGAGACUGAGUAAGCGACGCAGAGAAAUUGGAUUUCCAUAUCAAAUCGAAGGCCCUCCAGAGGGGUUCGGCGGCCGCUGCUGACUGCAGCUCUAUCUGAGCCUCAACCCGGCCCGGCCCUGCCCAGCGCCGGCCGGCGGCGGCCCGGCCUAGCCCA
Schistocerca nitens (vagrant locust) is the source of this 762-nucleotide messenger RNA. RefSeq lists its product as uncharacterized. Lineage: Eukaryota; Metazoa; Arthropoda; Insecta; Orthoptera; Acrididae. The transcript has 9 exons. Bases 1 to 600 code for a protein of 199 amino acids. The record is from RefSeq and is a predicted model, not a curated record.